Aspergillus chevalieri is the source of this 615-nucleotide messenger RNA. It is a transcript of the gene horA, whose product is annotated as ubiquinone biosynthesis protein COQ11. Lineage: Eukaryota; Fungi; Ascomycota; Eurotiomycetes; Eurotiales; Aspergillaceae. Gene Ontology annotation, molecular function: protein-containing complex binding. The transcript has 2 exons. Bases 1 to 615 code for a protein of 204 amino acids. The record is from RefSeq and is a predicted model, not a curated record. Gene Ontology annotation, cellular component: mitochondrion.
AUGGGGAUUCUUCUGGAGGCAGACUACAAGGGCGUCGUGCAAGGACGAGAGCCUAUCAUCAGCGGCCUACAGAGAGCGUUCAGUUCAUCCAAGCUAGGGAGUCAGAAUCCGCUAGAGAGAAAGGAAGGAGAGGCAUUAAAGCCGAAGGAAGGUGAUCGACAGCUGACUUAUGAAUUGAUGAAUAGAGAUUCUGCCAUUGCAUUGGCACAAGAAUCAUCAGGCGAGCAAGUUCCAACAUUCGUAUACAUCUCUGCAGCCGGCGGAGCACCCAUCCUUCCAAGCAGAUAUAUCACGACCAAACGAGACGCUGAAGCAACCAUAUCAUCGAAGCUCCCAGACCUGCGGAGUAUCUUUAUGCGCCCUGCGUUCAUGUAUGACUCUAGCAGAAAGUUCACAUUGCCGAUAGCGAUGGGCGGAUUUAUCGGUACCGAGGUCAAUAAUUUCCUGGGUAACAGACUUCAAUUCCUUGGAUCGAUGGUUGAAAAACCGCUGCAAGUGGACGUUGUUGGCGAGGCCGUGGUUGAGGCGAUGGAAGACGAAUCAACAAGAGGCGCAGUCGGGACAAAGCAAAUCGAAAUACUGGCGACCAGGGCCUGGAGGAAAAGCAUGCUUUGA